AUGGAGGCCGAGAACCAGCAAGCGUCCCACCAGGGUCAAGACGACAACGAGAAGAGUGGCCCAGAUAUCCAAAGAAGCGGCACGAAGCAAGAUCAAGACCACACCAAACAGAUGACUGACAGCGCGGAAGCGAUCUCGGAUCAGGCAUUCCUCGUCACAUUCAGCCAAGACGACCGUGAAAAUCCCCUCAAUUGGCCCAACAAGUUGAAAUGGGGAGUUACAGCGGCCGUGUCUGGCACAGGCUUUGUCCGCAUUAUGGUUUCGACGAUGAUGGCACCUGCAAUCAACACAAUCGCAGCUGAGUUGAAUAUGUCUACCACUGAGUCUACCAUGGCACUGUCGGUCUAUCUUUUGGCGACCGCAUUUGGCCCGCUCUUUAUCGGCCCCUUGUCAGAAGUCUACGGCAGAAAAUCCAUCUUCCACAUCACCACUGUCUGGUUCCUGGUCUGGAACCUCACUUGUGGCUUUGCCAACUCGAAGGGCCUGCUCAUUGCCGCACGCCUCCUGGCCGGCUUCGGGGCCAGUGCAGUAUAUAGUCUGGGAUACGGCGUGCUUGGCGACGUGUGGUCGCCGGAGCAGAGAGGACGCUCCCUGAGCCUAUACCUGCUCAUACCACUGACCGGCUCCGCUGUUGGUCCCAUCAUUAGUGGGUUCGUUGUCGAAUACUCUAUUUGGCGAUGGAUGUUCUGGGCGACUACCAUGCUUCAAGUCAUCCUGGAGCUGUCCUCACUGUUCCUGUUCUACGAGAGCUACGCGCCAGUCAUCCUCCGCCAGCGAGCCGAGGAACGGCGAAAAGAGACUAGUGACCCUCGCUAUUAUGCCGAGAUCGAGAUGCACGAAUCCAGCCGUUCUACCGCCUGGAAGCUGAGCCGCAGCCUAUCGCGCCCCCUCCGCCUCCUAGCAUUCCAUCCAAUCAUCCAGAUUCAAGCUAUAUUGGAGGGGAUCAAUUAUGGGCUGCUAUAUUUCGCAUUGGCCAGCUUCUCUGCCCUCCACGUCUCCGCCUACGGCGAAUCCAUCUCCAUCUCCGGCCUGCACUAUAUUGCCAUCUGCGCCGGUACUAUCUCCGGUUCCCAGCUCUGCGGGCCGCUCAUGGAUUACGUUUACAAGAGGUUGACGACUCGCACCGGUGACGCCCGCGUGCCCGAGCUCCGCAUCCCGCUUCUGCUGCCUGGGGUCUUGUUCACACCCAUCGGAUUUCUGCUCUACGGAUGGGCGGCGCAGUACCAUCUCUUCUGGCUCGUCGUCGACGUUGGUGCGGCCCUGCUGUCCCUCGGCAUGCAGAUCUUCGACACCACGCUGCACGCGUACGUCAUGGAUGCAUAUCCCGAGCAUGUCAGCUCGGCGUCGGCCGCGACCCAGGUGCUGAGGAGCCUGCUGGCGUUUGCGUUCCCGUUGUUCUCGGACAGGCUGUACGCGACACUGGGGUACGGGUGGGGGAACAGUCUGCUAGCGUUCUUAUCCAUUGGCAUCGCGUUGCCGGCGACAGGCAUACUCUGGCGCUUCGGUGCGAAAUUGAGAGCCAGGCAGCAGUCGAGCUAUUAAGUGGUCUUUGGCAUGAUUCAAACACGGGGUUCAUGUUCAUGGUGGUUGUAUUAGAGCAUAUACAGGAAAAUCGUGGUAUUCACCCCCCAUGCGCUUUUCUAGGCCUGUUAACAUUGUCAAGGUGAGAAAAGACAGGGUAGAUGUAGGUGGUGAGAGUGGCCAGAUUGCAUUUGUAAAUGCAUGGUAAAACUGAUCGAAUGAAAGAUGUUAUGGAGGGAGGGGGUAGG
Molecule: messenger RNA, 1769 nt
Organism: Truncatella angustata
Lineage: Eukaryota; Fungi; Ascomycota; Sordariomycetes; Amphisphaeriales; Sporocadaceae
Product: MFS multidrug transporter-like protein
Exons: 2
Coding region: 1-1542 (513 amino acids)
Biological process (GO): transmembrane transport
Cellular component (GO): membrane
Molecular function (GO): transmembrane transporter activity
Source: RefSeq, a predicted model, not a curated record